AUUUAUAUAUUUUUAAAUAAAUAUGCAUUUUUUAAUAAAUUUUAAAAUUUGUAUUUCCCGCCAUUUUGAACAAUUUUUAAUGUUGGUACAAUGUGGUACAAUAAUUCCCUAGAAACUGGUACAAAUAUUUUUUUACUUGUUCGAUCAGAGAUCCUUUAUAAUCUGAAAAUAGCUGACUUUGACCCAGGAAGGAUAAAAUGGGGUUCCCGGUAUAGAAAUAUACCGUUAUUUCUCGACAAUAUCGCAAGCUUUGACCUUUCAGCGAGGUAUUUUGUGAAUUGUGCAAUCGAUUAAGUGGAUGUUUCAAGAUUUGAAAUUCCACGUGUAUCUACUGGUGACUGGUUAAAAGAGCCACAUCGGCUCAGACCAAAUCCAUUACUGAGGGAGAGGCUUAUGGUACUCCGGACGUAGUGGAUAAAAAAUAUAGAGAGAGAGAGUAGAUUAACUCCAAACUCCUCGUGUGAUUCAAGAAGAAACUCAUCGACAGCACAAAAAACAAAUUGAAGACAAACUUUGAGAAAUUCGGGAGUAUUUACGUAUAACAUCAUCAUGAAAAACACUGACGAGCAGAUUGUCGAAGUAAACGGCAGAGACAACGUCUCGGAACCGAGCACGAGCUCUAGAAACAACGACAAUUCGGAAAGACAAGAAUCCGAUGCGAUCAGGGAGGAACAAAUGAUGCCACGAAUGGCUCAAGCAGUUGGUAAUGAAGUAAAAAACUUGCCCAACAAAAAACGCGAAUGCGUAAGCGAAGAAGACUUCGAUGAGGCCAAAAAACCGAAGCUUAAGGAUCUUAUGGGAAAACACAAAGCUGGAACAUCAAAUUUAAACCAAGAUAUCGGGGCUGACACAAAAUCGGACUUCAGAUUCAAUGACUCUAUAAAUGACAACCACUUGUCAGGGUUUUUAUGUGAUUUAAAAAUAAACGAGGAUUUGAAGUCUGAUGGCAUCGCAUUUAAAGAGGCCUCGCGAGGCCCCUUUAAGUGCGAGGCCGUGGGCGAGGGCCCACUUCGCCUACGCCUAGCUACGCCACUGGCCAGCACCUCCACCGUCUACGCGAGAGAGAGACCGCGGAGCAAUAACGAGGAGCAAGACAACAAGUCUCAGAUAAACAAACAAACCCCUCUCACCACGGUGACCAACGUGGCAACGGCGCCGGCGCUCGAAGCCCAUCCCCCCUGCACCAACAGAAAAAAAUCCCGGAAAAGAAAAGCCAAAAAUAAUAAAAAAAAGAAUAAAAAAAAAAAAAAAAACCUGUCGAUCCAGCCUAAUCAGAUCGAGGACCAUCAGAAAGUAGAAUUGAGAGGUCAAACUCAACCAGGAUCCUCAAAUGCUAAUCAAGGUAAUCAGCUAGAUAAUACUCAGCCUGUAUCAAGACAACAGUCACCAGGUUUGUCAGGUGAUAGGUUAAAGAGAUCUGAUAAUGAUCCUAAUCAGGCAGCCUCUUCUCAGCGAUCUUCUCCUGACAUUGAUAGUGAUGAUGAAAGAGAAAAAAAUACGGAGCUAUUUUCUGCUAUAAAGAAUGGUAAUAUGCAAAAAGUUCAGGAGCUGCGGAAAGCAGGACUAAAGGUUAGCAUUAUUGAUAAAAAUAAUAAAGAUAAUACCCCUUUACACUAUGCUAUUGAAAGGGAAAAAAAAGAAAUAGCUGAAAACCUACUGCAAGAGUGGAAAGCAGAUAUUAAUGCUCCAAACAAUAAAGGUAAUACUCCUCUACAUAUUGCUACUUCUAAAGGUAAUAAAGAACUUGUGCAAUUGCUUAUAAGUAAAAAUGCAAGUACUAAUAUCAAAAAUAAUGAAGUUAGAACUCCACUGGAUAUUGCUAAGCAUCUUAAAAGGCAAGAUAUUGUACAAAUAUUAGAACCACAAAUUCAGCCAAACCUACAGGCUUCUGUUGGAGAUAAUCAGCAAAUUGGUAGCAGCGUUCAACAACGAUCGGAUAAAAAGAGACCAGGAAUACAAGGCCUUCAUGGUGUGAUUUAUCAAUUAAAAUUAUUAAUGCUGUUUUUAAAGCGUGGAGUGGAUAAUCAAUACUCCUUUCGCUUAAGUACAGAAAAAAAAGAAGCUAAUAAAUUUGAUGACUUGUUUUUUGAGGUGACCAAAAAUGGUAAAAAAGAGUACCGUCUUUUACAGGCUAAGCAUAAAGCCGAUGAAUCCAAGAAGAUUACAUUCGAUAAUCUGUUAACAGAAAGCGAUAGUGAUUAUAGCCUAGUUAAAUACUUCCUUUCUUAUAAAGACUCUAAAAAGGAAGAAUUAUUCAAGAAUGGAAUUAUCAAACAUGUUACUGUUUGUACUAAUAUUAACUUGGAUUUAGAUGAUAAGUAUGAGUUAAAUGGUGUUUCUAAAACAAUUAGAGAAGUAGUACAAAAAAUAGAAGAGAAAGAUAACAUUCUAGAUAUAGAUAGUGAAAUGUUUGCUAAAGAAGCUGUGCGCUAUCGUUUUAGUGAUAAUGUAGCUUUGCUGUUAAAACCAAAAUUAGAACAUUAUAAUUGGACCAGAUUAGCAAGAAGAUUGGCUGAGUGUUUUUUAAAGAACAAUUCUAUACAACAUCAUCAAGAGCAUGAUAUUUUUAAGGUUUAUCAUACUGUAUUAGCAAAAGAAGUCAUUCAUGUUAAAGAUGAAAAAUUUCACGAUAAAUUUAUAGAGAAUAAAGGUAUAUCUGAGGAUACUCAGAAAUUUAGAGAAGCUUUUGCAAAGGAAAUAAAAAAGCAAUCAAAAGGGGCACUAACAUUAGAACACAUUAAUUUAGCAAUUUCUGAAAGAAAAGUAGUUGAUAAUAAACAGGUUGGUUUAAAGUUAUCUAAUAAUUUUGGAAGUGGAGAAGAUAAAAAUUGGCCAAAUAAUGCUAUUUCUGAUAAAGAUGUAAACGAUUUUUUAGAUUGCUUAGUGUUUGCAGUAAACCAACCUAAUGAAGAUCAAUUAGGUAAAAUUAUUGAAAAUGAAAUAAGUAAGGAGUUUAACUUUGCUGCAAAGGAUUAUGUGUAUAAAAAGCUUUUCGAAAAAAUGUUGGAAUGGUUAAAUGGUAAGGAAGAAGAGUUUUUCUCAUAUCAGGAUGGAAAGAGUUUCUUUGAAGAAACGAAGCAAGAAUUGGAAUUAAUUCGUCUUACUCUGGAGUAUGAAUCUAAAGUUAAAAAAUUUGGUUUGGAGUUUAACUCAGAUGCAGUUCAGGAAAUAGAGUUGUUUCUUGCUGCCAAAGAUACUAAUAAACAAGUUUUUAAUGCUAUUACUCAACAAAAUACACUAAGUGCUAUUAAAGUAUAUCAGGUUUUACAAAACAAGAAUUACAUUUUUAUGCAGCUAAACUCUAUCUUACAUCUCCAAAAUCGGGUAAUACAGGCUUUUGAGGGCAGUAGCAAUUUAUUAGUAAUUGAUUGUAAGACUAAAGAAAAAGAAGAAGAUAUACAAAUACUAUAUGAUCAAUUGUCCAGUAUUAUACAGUCUAGCUCUAAUAAAAAAGUUGUUCUGAUUACUCAAGGAAACGACCUUCUAGCUAAUAAGUUUAAAUCUACUUUAAAAAAUAAAUAUCAAGAAAAAAUAGAUGAAAAGAAUAGCUUACUUAAUCUAAAUCCUAAUUCACAAAAAAUAGUUCUAGAAAAAGGAAAAGUUAUAUUUCUAGGAGAAGAAGGGGUAAAUUUAGGUAAAUUAGUAAAUAAUAUUGAGACAAAAAAGCUAAUAGAUGGGGAAGUAUUAUCUAAGCUUGUGAAUCUUGAGGAGGUAAAGAUAGGUAAAGCACUCAUAGAUUCAAAGUAUGAGGAUAUUAAGGAUUAUUAUAUUCCCCGAACAUUUAAUCGCCAAGUAAAGAUCAAAGAACUUUUGAAGAACAAAGACUCUGGGUUUCUUGUGACUGAUAGCAAUAAAUCUGAUAAAUUGAAACUUCAAGAAGAUCAAGAUAUAGUAUUAAUUUCUGAUACAAAGGAGGGUUUUAAGCAUUUAUGUGAUAAUCACAAAAAACACAAUAUUCAUUGGCUCAAACAGGAGGGAGAUGAUUUGAUAUGGCAGAAAUCUUAUGGUACUCUAUCUAAAUUAAGAAAGUUUGUAGAUACAAAUUCACAAGCUAUUCAGGAGUAUAAACCAGAGGGAAUUACAGAUAUAAAAGACAGAGUAGUCAUUAUUUCUGCUGAACCUGGUAUGGGUAAGUCUACUGUACUGACUCCUUUAGCAUUAAAGGCAAAAGAUUCUUUAUGGGCUGUGAGGAUUAAUUUGUUAGAUUAUUCAAAUGAAUUUAAAAGAGAAAUAGACAAGAAAACAAAACUUAACGAGGCAGAAGCUAUAAAAUUCCUAUACAGGAUUGUAUGUUUUCAACUCUUUCAAGGGGGAAAAGAAGAAACAACAGAGAAAAAAGAAGAAAGGAAACAAACGAUAGAAAAGGUUCUUAGUCUUAUAAAUGUAAAAGACAGUGAAGUAGUUUUGAGAGAUUACAGAGAAAGAAUUCAGGGUCUGAAUUUGUUUGAAAUAAAACUAUUUAAUAAUUUUUAUAAUCAGGGCAAGAUUGCUUUACUGUUUGAUGGGUUUGAUGAGAUUAGCCCUGACUAUACAGAGAAAGUUAUUGAGUUACUGCAAGUUCUAAAAAAUUCUAAAGUACAAAAGCUAUGGAUAACUACUCGUCCUUAUAAUUUUAUUCAAGGAUCACUAGAAGAUAAACUUAGUGUAUUUUCAUAUUCAUUAAAGCCACUCCUUCUCGAAGAACAGAAAGGUUUUUUAAGGAAAUUUUGGAAAGAAAAGUUGAAACUUAAUGAAUUGGAUGAGCAACGCUCAGGAGUUUUUAUUGAUGAAUUACUAGGUAAGCUUCCUAAAUCCAUAGAUUUUAUGAGUAUACCGCUACAUGCAUCUAUGGUUGCUGAAGUUUUCAAAGAUGCAUUUAAGAGUUUUUAUGACUCUAAUGAGCAGGAGCUUUCUGAUGAACAUAAAAGGGAAAUUGAAGAGAAGGACUUGGCUACUUUAUAUGACAGAUUUAUUAACAUAAAGUUUUAUAAAAUUCGCUUUAAAGAAAAGAAGCCUGGUAUGAAUAAUUACGAUCCAGAUUUGAUAAGUAUGGUUGAUAAAGAACUCAAGAAAUUUAAAGAAGAUCAUUUCAAAUUAGCCUUAUAUGCAAUCUUUAACGAAAUUGAAGUAGAGGAAUUGCUUUCUCAAGAGGAAAUAGGAAAAGUAACUGAAUUAAUUGAAAAGAUAAAGGAAGCAAAAGAAAAGUCAGGAAUAAUUGAUAUUAUUAUUAAUGAUAAGCCUAGAUUCGUUCAUCUUACUUUUGCUGAAUAUUUUGUUGCCAGUUACUUUUGGGAAAGUUUUAAUUCAGUUCAAUUUGAUAAAUUUGAGGACUUUGUUGAGAAUAUUAUAAUUAAAAACCUAAUUAAGGAUGAUAGGAUAGAAAUUUGUAAGUUUCUUCAACUAAAAGCAAAAAAAGACAGCAACAUCAACUUGCCUGAUAAGCUGAGAACCCUACUCACAAAGCUUCUUGAUCAAACAACACAAUAUAAUCAUAAAGGUAACGGUAAACAAUCAACCAAACUGUUAUUUGGGAUAGUUGAGUUUUCUUUUUCGACAAAUAAUGUAGACGUUAUUGAGAAUAAUGAUCAACUAAAAUUAUUAUGCGUAUCUGCUGAAAUGGGGUAUAUAAAACUUGUUGAAGCCUUAGAAACAACACUUAAUAACAGAUUUUUAAAGGAAUAUCUAAAUUAUGAUAAAUGGUUCUAUAGUCCCUUAUGGUUAGCGGCUCAAAAUGCUCACCUAGAUGUUUUGAAAAUUCUCGUUGAAAAUUUUUCUUAUAAGUCUAGUUGGAAGGAUCAGGAUUCAAAUACUUUAGUUCAACGUAUAUUUGAGACUGAUGAAUUUGAUGUUCUUAGAUCUUGUUUAAAGCUAGAUAUAGUUGAUGGUAAACCUUAUAAAGAUUUAAAUAAUCAACAAGCAUUGCCGAUAGUUGAAGUUUUUAAGGAAGUUGCUCCAUCAGAUGUAAUUGAAUUGUUAAUAGAAAAGACUGAUAGUAACCUUGUUAAUGGAUUUAAAUAUCUUGUAGGUAGUAGUCAGAUCUCCGCUGCCAAAUUGAUUGCCGUACAAUCCCUCAAAUAUGAUAAAGAAAUAACUGAGCUCGCUAUAAACAAGGGUAUUGAUUUCUCUGAUGUUACAAAUCUAUUGCUUUAUGAAUAUGGUAUAGAGAGCUUAAAUAGUCCUUUAAAUAAACUGAUAUAUGCUCGUCAUAGUCAGCUUUCUUUUCAUUCUGAUAAAGAGUUUUUGAAUUUAUUUGAGAGAAUCGAACUGUUACUAAAAGCUGGUGUAGGAUAUAACUAUUUUGAUAUUCAAUAUUCAAGAUUUACAUUACAAUAUGCUGAGCAAAUACACUACAUACAUAAGCUUUUAUAUAGAGUACAUAAAUUCCACAUUAAUAAAAGUAGUAAUCCACUAGGCACUAUACUAAAACUAAUUAUUGAUAAUGUAUGUAGUUCUCCUGACAAAGGUUAUAAAUUUGUUUGGAGUCACCAACAAGAUAUAUCUUUAUUGCUUUUUUACAAGGAUAAAUCAUCCAAAUGUAAUAGAAGCAUACAACUUCUACCAAAACCACAUAAUAUACCAAAACUACUUUCUAAGUUUUAUGAAGAUAGUAAUGUUAAUCUAGUAGAAAAUGCCUUAGGUAAAGUUCGUGAAUAUAUAACUAAUGCUAAAGAAGAAAUAAAGGCAUUCAAACAGUAUUCUGGUAGCAAGAUAUAUAAUAAAAUUUUGAUUGGUUAUGAAGAGAUGCUUGGUUUUAAUGUCUAUAGAAAAGAGGAAGCAGGGUCAUAUCAAUCUCUUGAUGAGCAUGAAAAAGAUUUGCUGGAAUGGGUAUUGAAUUUAUAUAUAAGACAAGAUUAUAAAAUUAAUGAUGCGUUAAAAGAAGUAGAAGAAGAAGUAUUAAGAUUUAAAGAAAUAAUAAAUAAGCUAAAAGAAAAUUCAGAUGAUAAAAAAUAUAAUACUGAAGAAAUACUGGAUAUAUUGGCUAUAAAAAGCAUAGAUACAAAUGAAGAAUUACAAAAUUUGAUAUCAAAUAUCUAUGAAUGUGGUGGUAUUGAGUUUUUGAGUAAAACUUGGUCGAAAUUAUAUGGGAUAGGUCAGCAAAGAAUAAUGGGAAUAUUAGAAUUGAUGUUCAAAUUUGCUGAUCAAUCAUCAAAAAUUUUUGAAUUAUUAAAGAAACUGGAUGCUUCAUAUAAGAAACUUACUAAGGCUAUUGAAAAUAAAGACUAUCAAAAGAUAAAUAAUAUAUUACAAGAUAUAGAACCUGAUUUCAUAAAAGCAAUUAUUAAUGGUCAAGAUGAUGAAUAUGGUUCACCACUACACUAUGCUGCUUCUGAAGGCGAUGAAAAAGCCACCACAAUCCUUUUAGAGCGUAGAGCAAAUCCUAAUCUUAAAAUGCAAGGAAAUGGUGUAUUAUUAAGUACUGCAGAGCAAGAUUUUCAAGGUUGCACACCAUUACACGUAGCAGUCUUCAAUGGCCAAUUAGAAGUUGCUGAGAUUUUGGUAAAAUACGGCGCUGAUGUUAAUGCUAUGAGUACAGGUUGGCAAGGAGAAACGCCUCUGCAUAUGGCUGUUCAAAGUGGAAAGUUGGAUGUAAUUGAAUUCCUUGUUGCAAAAGGUGCUAAGGACAAAUUUAAUGCUAAAUUAGAAGUUGUGCAAUUUCUAUUAAAGAAUAAAGCAGAUCCUAACAUUCAAGAUAAAAAUGGAAAAACUGCUUUAGAUCUAGCUCAGGAAAGAUUAUCUCAAGAUCGAGAAAACGAUAAUUUGAAAACGAUUACAGACUUACUUCUCAGUGUAACAGAUGAAUCUCAGCAUCAAGAAGAACAAAGAUUAAUUUUAUUAGAAGAAUGUUUACCGAGCACAAGACACAGUAGAAGAAAAAGAGAAGAUGUGGAAGAUGUAGAUGAGUUUAAUGAGGAAAAAGAUGAGAAAAGGGAUUUUAGUAAAAUUAAGAUAGAUAGUGAAAAAUUUGUCAGUUACAUUAAAGAUUUACCAUAGGAAAAGCAGAGUCAGCUAAGAGUGGCUAGUGGGGUAAAAGUUACUGGUGAAUCUCAAAGUUUGGUUAAUAAGCUCAUUAGUAAUCAAAGUAAUCAUGAUAUCCUCGUCAAUAAACUAAAAUAUUAUAAUUUCAGCACUGAAAGCAUAUUAUUGAUAAAAUCCUACUUAAGUAAUAGAUACCAAUAUGUUAGUCACAACAACAAUAUGUCUGAGACCAAAAAAAUAAAAUAUGGAGUACCACAAGGUUCGAUACUUGGACCUGUAUUAUUCUUAAUUUACAUUAAUGACUUACCUAAAGCUUCAGCUAAUACCAAUUUUGUCUUGUUUGCUGAUGACACGACAUUAAGUAGAAGAGGUAAAAAUUUUGAGGUUCUUGAAGAGGAUAUCAUGGGUGCGCGGCUGGAUGUUGAAUCGUGGUUUAGGGCAAAUAAGCUUUGUCUUAACUCGGAUAAAACUGUCAAAAUUACAUUUACCCUAAAAAAUCACUGCAAAAUUGAACAAAAUAGUGUUAAAUUCUUGGGGAUUCACCUUGAUUCAAGGCUUUCCUUUGCAACACAUAUUGAGUCGGUCUGUAAAACCUUGUCCAAAAAAAUGUUUCUCUUUAGAAAACUAAGGGAAUCUGUUUCUCAGGGUACUCUAGUGAAUGCAUACUUUGGACUAGUUCACUCCAUUUUGUCCUAUGGCAUUCUAAUCUGGGGUCACUCUCCUAGAACUGCUGAGGUAUUCUCGAUUCAAAGGAGGGUAAUAAGAAUUAUUUGUAAUCUAAACUAUAGAGCUGAUUGUCGUCAAUCGUUUAAAGAUUUAAACGUUUUAACUGUCCCUUGUCAAUAUUUAUUAAAUGCCUUGGUAUAUGUAAAAUCAAAUAUCAAUAUUUAUACUACACAAAACAACAUACACCAUUAUCAAACAAGAAGUAGAAAUAAUAUCCAUAUUGAAUUCCAUAGGAUAAAUAGAUCUAGGGAUGCGUCAAAUUACUUUGCUCCUAAUUUCUAUAAUAGACUUCCGAAUGAAAUAAAAAAGUUACCCCUAAAACAAUUUAAAGCACGUCUUAAGAAACUUUUACUGACUAAAGCGUUUUAUUGUUUAAACGAAUUUUUAACAUGUGACCUGUCUUUGUAAAUUUUAAUAUUAAAAUUAUUACUUGUUUUUUUUCCUGCAUAAUGUUAUUAUUUUAGAUCUAUGAUCAAAUAUUUGAUGUAUAUGUCCUACCUUAAAUUUUAAAUUUUUGUAUUGUAUAAUUUCUUUUAACAUUUUUUUAAUUUGUAUCUUUUCCUUGACUUGUGUAAAUGUAACUGUACAUAUUAACAUGAAUAAAGAUUAUUAUUAUUAUUAUUAUUAUUAUCAAAAAAAAUCUCAGGUAUGACCAUGCACGGAAUGAUGGCUAAAAAUGUUCUCACUGACCUUUUAAAUGGUAAUGAUCAAGGUGUAGCAGUAAAUGUUGAUUUUAUAGCAGGUGGUCAACUGGCUGCUAAAGUUGCUGAAGUUGCAUCUCGUAAAGGAUUAAAUUUACUCUCAGAAGGAAAGGCAUUACUUGGUAGAUCUUUAAGAGUGGCAUCACCUUUUCUUGCUCGUGGUAGUUCUGCUUUUGUUGUCUAUGAUCUAGUAAAUCAGAUAGAAGCUUUUAAAAAUGGUACGGAAGAAGCACUAGUUGGUGUAGUAGGAGAUAGUAUUUACUUGGGAGUUGACGCUGCAGAGAUUGGUGUGGAAGAUGCUGAAGCUUUUGGAGUACUUAAAGGAGUAUCAAGUGUUACUGGUCCUAUUGGAGCUACAAUUGGCGCUGUAGUAUUUGUUGGCACUGAUAUUUAUAUGGCAGUAAAGAGAGUUGAUAAAAUUGAUCAGAUUAUUCAUCUAACUGGGAAUGAGAAGUUUGUUGAAGGUUUACGUGCGUUUAUAGGUAUUAAGCCUGAGCAGUAUACAGAAGAGCUCAUGGAGAAAAAACAACUUUAUAAUCAGUUAGUUAAGCAAGGACUUGAGUAUUUAAAACAGCAUAGUGAUAUUCAAAGCUAUGUGUUCCCUACUGGUAAGUCAGUUGUAGAUUCUUGUCGUAAAGUGCCAGAAGAGGUAAAUUCGUAUACUAUUGCAGGAUUCACAGGUGCACACCUUACAUUUACACGUUAUACCGAGAAAUGCACAACUAAGUUUGAGGUAGAUUUAGAAAGUACAGUACUACUUGAUAGAAAAAGAACGGGUAUAAGAUGGAGCAGAGCAAGGCCGGAUGAUUUAAGUGAUGCAAAGUUGAUUUGUCUGCCACAGGGAAAUGAUGAGCCUGCACCAGAUUAUGGAUCAUAUUUAUGUGAAAAUGCAAUUGGUAUAUUCGCAAAUAAAAAAUAUCAGUAAAAUACUUAAUUCUGAAUUAUAAUCUCAAAUUUGUAUCCCAUUCAUCAGUACCGUGUCGUCAGUUCCAUGUUCGAUGUUUCAAUUUAAAUUCUGCUUGCGCAUUAUAAACUCAUAUAAAUUUGGUGUGGUAUUAUUUGAUUUUAAGAUAUUUAAUGUAUAAUAUGCUCAAAGUUGCAAUAAAUCUUAUAUUUUCCAAUAAAUUAUGUAUUUAAUUAGUACCCUGGUAUACUCGUCACUUCCCUUGCAUUCAAAUUUAGAAAUCACAUAUAUUUCAGAAACUGUUUGAAAAAGUGACUGGCCCGGACUGGAACAGUAUAUUUAUUAUAUUAUCUAUGUUCUCAUAACAAAAUACUGUUUAAUUUUCUCCGAGAACUAUAUAAACAAAAUGAGGUCAAAAGUUGCCCAACUUUUGUAGAAUCACCCAAAUAUCAUUUAAAUUAUUAACUUUAAGUAUUGGGAAUAGUAACACCAAUCUAAAGUUUUUUUUAAUUUACUAUUCAACUCAGAAUUUUAUGUUUAAUUUAAAAAUGUAGAAAUAUAUGGGGUGUUCCAUUUGAAAUAACAAAGUUGAUGAAACUUCCGGUUAAACCGGAAGUGGCGUUUUGUUCUAAAUAUUUUUAAAAAUUAGACUUUUUCUGUUGUCCAGAAACUUUGAAUUGACUACGAAUGUGAAACACCCUGUAUUUUUAUUAUUUUGUUCUACAAAUGACAUUUUUUGUAUUAAUAUUUAUUUACCACAAAAAGUAUCGACGUAAAUUGUAACUUUUU
This is a messenger RNA of Brassicogethes aeneus, 11076 nucleotides long. The record is from the annotation of a GenBank genome assembly. Lineage: Eukaryota; Metazoa; Arthropoda; Insecta; Coleoptera; Nitidulidae.